Messenger RNA from Drosophila hydei, 1001 nucleotides. RefSeq lists its product as uncharacterized. The transcript has a single exon. The coding region runs from base 182 to 919 and encodes 245 amino acids. NCBI's taxonomy places the organism in Eukaryota, Metazoa, Arthropoda, Insecta, Diptera, Drosophilidae. The record is from RefSeq and is a predicted model, not a curated record.
AUAUCCAACUAUAAACAGAUCGAAUCGGCUGACUUGCCUUAUCGUUCGGUGUGUCAACAGCAGCUGCUGCGACAAAUUGCGUGGAAUAUUCUUUGGGCUUAUCUGAUCUAUGCAAACAGAUGUUGUGCAUAAAAGGUAGGCGCUGCAUGGCCAGCAGCACAUUCCCUCCAAUAUUCCCACAAUGUCUGCCACAUACGCCUGGAUCUUGUUGAUCUGCUUGGGCUUUGGCCUGGGCAAUGCUGCUAUUCGACCCGCUCAGGAAGCCGCCGCCGCUGGACCACCGCCAGAUCUGGCACAGGAUCUCAUGGAUGUAUAUGGCCAAAUACAGUUUAAGCCCAUGCAGAAGCUGUUUGUGCGCUAUCUGCUGAAUGAUGGACAGUUCCAGGCUUUCGUGCGCAUCUUGAACAGCAAUGCGGGCUUCACUGCCUACUGGCGCCUGCUCGCCCAGCCAGAGGUGAUGCUCUUCCGGCAGUGGGUGGAUCAACAGCUGUUGGCCUCCGCUGGCAAGUUCAAGCUGGAAGAAGUGGAAGUGUGCACAACGCUGAUGAAUCGCUAUCCGUACUUAUCUGGCACCGUCUUCGGCUGGCAGGGAUUCCUCAACGAACUGGAAAUGUACUUUCCACGUUAUGCCAUCACCGCCCACGUCCAGGUAAAGGUGCAGCAGAUGGGCAUCUUCGCGCAGUUCUAUCAGCGAUUGAGCGCCCUCAAGGUCGUCUACGAACGUUGGCUGGCCCUGCCCAACACCCAAACGGUGCUCAACCAGCUCCAAGCAGAGGGCAUCGACACUGCGCAGCUGGACACGAUUGUGCGCGAGCUGUUCGGCUGGCAGGCAACGAAUACAACGACUGCAACACCUACGCCCGCGCCAACUGUUCCAGCUGACGCUGUAGUGCUGCCAGAAGCUUCGCUAAUCCUUUAAUGCCCAGUAGCUACUGCUAGAGGAUCAGCUCUGAAUUGGCAUAAUAAAUAUGUAAUCUUAUUUAUAUAUAAAUAUAUGUGAG